Hyaena hyaena (striped hyena) is the source of this 1581-nucleotide messenger RNA. RefSeq names its product NOTCH regulated ankyrin repeat protein (gene NRARP). Gene Ontology annotation, cellular component: cytoplasm. The transcript has a single exon. The record is from RefSeq and is a predicted model, not a curated record. NCBI's taxonomy places the organism in Eukaryota, Metazoa, Chordata, Mammalia, Carnivora, Hyaenidae. The coding region runs from base 82 to 426 and encodes 114 amino acids. Gene Ontology annotation, molecular function: enzyme inhibitor activity; phosphatase regulator activity; protein binding.
GGCCCGCGCCGCAGCCGCCGCCGCCGCCGCCGCCGCCCUCGCUGAGCCCCGGCGCGGCCCGCGCCCGCGCCCGGAGGCAGCAUGAGCCAGGCCGAGCUGUCCACCUGUUCGGCGCCGCAGACGCAGCGCAUCUUCCAGGAGGCCGUGCGCAAGGGCAACACGCAGGAGCUGCAGUCGCUGCUGCAGAACAUGACCAACUGCGAGUUCAACGUGAACUCGUUCGGGCCUGAGGGCCAGACGGCGCUGCACCAGUCGGUCAUCGACGGCAACCUGGAGCUCGUGAAGCUGCUGGUCAAGUUCGGCGCCGACAUCCGCCUGGCCAACCGCGACGGCUGGAGCGCGCUGCACAUCGCCGCGUUCGGCGGCCACCAGGACAUCGUGCUCUAUCUCAUCACCAAGGCCAAGUACGCGGGCAGCGGCCGGUGAUGCCCGCCCGGACCCGGGCCUCAGCGUGUCGUCUGCUGUACCUUCCCGCCAACUACCUCGGUGCGCACCGGGCUCCCGGGCCCCGCGGCCACGACGAGCCCGGCGCGCGCGUCCGCGCCCACGGGGGCCGCGCGGCGCCCGCUGCCAGGGGUCGACGCCCCCGCGCGGCCGCCCGGACCCGGGCCGAGGGCUUCCCACGGCCCCCGCCCGCCGCCUCGCGGUGGGGGGGGGGGGAGUGGGGGCGGGGCGCGGGCCGCAGCCCCUUUGAAAUUUGAGUCUCGCCACACCAGCAAGUUCGGAGUCCCGAGACACCGGAUCCUCCGGUCGAAAUGUUUUCUCCCGAAGGUGGAAGAAGGCGGGCGGCGGGGACGCCGGGCUCGGGGCGCUCCGCUGCCCGCAGGACCCGCGGCCGAAGCCCGCAGUCGCGCAGGGGCCGCGGCGGGGCGUUUCCAGCCCGGACGCGCGUCGGUGGAGACGCUCCGCUGUUCUGAGGGUUCUAAACUAUUUAUCAUGUGUGUGUAUAUUUGUGGGUGAAGUUUGUGCGCCUGAAUUUUUUUGUUUGGAAAAUAUUGUGCGUGGUCAAUGUGGUUAUAGGGGGGAAGAUACAUUUUUUUUUUUCCUUAGUCUUAAAACUAAAAACUUGAGGCUGUCAUUUCUUGGUUGCACUGAAAAUACCGCCCAGCCUGAUGGUUUCCCCGUGCGGGUCCCUCUCCCUGCUCCUCACCGCCCCCUCCCCUCCCUCUGCAGACACACGGACACAGCUCUGAGUCUGGGAAGCCCCGGGCCGCCCUCUCCCCUCUCCCGUGGGAGAGGCCACCAUCCCCCGAACCUGCGGGCUUUGCAGAGUUUCCUCGGGAGCAUGGGUGCGCGGGUGUGGCGGUGAUGGGGGGCGGGAGGGGAUCCUACCUUUUCUAGUGAGUUCUAUUAUAGUUAGUCGGUUGCACACUUUUUUAAAAAAGUAAAUGGAUUUGCCACAUUUGAAUGUCAUAACAUUUAUGACAGAAUAUAAAAUAUUAACAUAUUUUAAGCCAAGUUUUAGGUGUAUUUUUUGAACCUUGGUUAUAAACCCAAUUUUAAAGGGCGUUGUAUCCAGCGUUGUGAAGGCAACAGUGUACCCAUAUUUAUAUUUUUAUAAAAUACCUAUAAGACUGUGAA